CAUUGGAGGUGGGCUCUGGCUCUAUUCUUACCCUUUCAGCGUCACAGACAAUUACAAGGCUUCAAAUUCGUUCCUUUUAUGAUAAAUCCUCCUCUGUCACCCGCCAAACAUCAACCCAAUGGAGCAGAAGCAUGCAAACGAGCACCUUCAAUGGGCUGCUAUUGAGCAAGAUGAAGAACAAGUUCAGGAGGAGGUCGCCUGGGAAGGAAGGCAGGCCCGGAAGCAACUUCAGGACAACAUUGUUUCCAAUGUGAACCUAUCAUCAUCAUCUUCUCCUCCUACUGCCAAUGGAGGUAUUGGGCAUGCUAAUGAUUAUGUUCCCUCACUCGAUUCUGAUCCGGAGAAACUUCUUAUUCGGAAAGGCGAAAAGGUUGCAGGGAUGGGCGAGUUUAGGGGAGAUGAUGACAAUCAUUGUCAAGAUGCAAGAGCUGAUAACGCCGCAGUUGCACCUGGACUUGUAGCAGAAUUUGCAGGAGCACCAUCUAAUGGAGAGGCUGUAACUAGUAAAAACUCUGCUGUAUCUCAGAAUAAGAAUAGCGUCUACUUUGACAAGCUAGAAGGAAAAUGGAAAUGUCACCACUGCACCUGGACCAAGCUAUUUGACAGUCUAUGGACUAUGCCCAUUUCGGAUCUUAAGCAAAACUCUGACUUGCCGAUGAAUAUCAAAGCCAUGAUCCAACAAGGACCAUGUUUUGUUUGUGAAGCUAAAGACAAUGAAGCCAAUAAUGUAUCUAAUGAAGUUCAAAAUGGAGAUGGUGCAAGGUCUGUUCUUCCCACAUAUAAUGGAGUAGGAGAAUUCAAUGUACAAGUGGAAAAUCCGAACAUUCAAGAAAGCGCAUGCAAUGGAGUCAACAAUCAGGAUAUGAAAACUGUGAAGGGCAAUGGCCCUUCUAAUUCAAAAUUGUUGCUGUUGCAUGAUUCGUCUGAAAUAACAAAUGCUGAUGCUAAGGAUUUUGAUGGUGAAACUAGUACAAAAGCAGACCCUGAAUUGAUAGAGGAAAUUGACCAACAACUAAAGGAACUUAAUGUUGAGGCUGUAUUGGCGAAACAAGAGACACAUGAUUUGUUCUGUCCUAAUUGCAAUUCUUGCAUCACCAAGAGGAUUAUUCUCAGAAAAAGGAAAAGGACCAUUUGUAAUUUGGACAACAAAUCAAAGCGUGAUAAGUUGGACCCUAUCUUUAUCUCCGAGAGGGUGGGUAAGCUAGCAUAUGAAACCAACCAAGGUGAUCAUGCAAAUUCAACUUCUGAUCCUGGUCAUUUAGAGCAGCAGCCACCUGUUGAUAACGAUCUUGUGCAAGAACAAGAAGUAUUUAGAUGUUUAGAAUGCUUCAGCAUUUUUAUUCCCAGAGGAAAUUGUUUCAAUCUGUCCUGGAAUUCCAGGCAUGCUCGUGAGCAUGAAACUUCACAAAUAACUUCAACUAUUCCUGCAUCUGACAUGACGAGUUCUUCAAAUAUAACCAUAUCACAUGUGCAAAACUCUUCAAGUGUUGCAAGUUCGAAUGAUAGCUGGUUCUUAUCUCUAUUUACCCCAUAUAAAGGGAAGACAUGUAAUGAGCAAGGUAAAGCUUCCUCUAAAAAUUCUAAAAAUGGUCCUGCUGGACAAAAGCAUUCAUCAUCACUUGCUUCCAAUGUUAUAAACUCCCCUGAAAAUGGUCAUCCAGACAGCCCUGUUAGUGGUACAAGCAGUAUUGAUAAUGGAAAAGCUGGCCUGAUGUUAAGCCUGGGCAUGGAGGACACGUUACUGCUUACUUCAGCAGAUCGCUCAGAAGUAAAUACUGUUAUAAAUUUGCCCUCAAAGAAUUAUUCCAGCAAUCUAGUACCCAACCAAGAGAGGGAUCUUUUAGCAACUGCAAUUACUAGCGAAGCACUUCUAAAUCCUGCAGAACCUGCAAAAGAUGCCACUCUGAAACCUGGUGAAGGGGAACCUGAUUUUCUGGUUCUGUCAAAUGUAGGUUCUAGAAUGCCUGAGAAGUCAUUGACGGACAUAAACAAGACGGCUGAAAUUUUUCAGAAUGGCUAUUCCUCAUUGAUAAUUCAAGCACAGGUUGCAAAUGAUGCAGCUACCGGCAUGCAAAGUUCUGGAGUAAAUACAAAAAUUUCAUCCGGAGAAGACUUUAGGCUGAAAAAGAAAGUGGAAGAGAAUACUGAGGGCGAAACAAAACCUGCAGUCAGUGGUAUGACAGGGGGUGAUGUGAUAGUUGAUGUUAAGGAGGACAAAAUCAAAGCGGGUGCCUCUCAGAUGGCAGAUACUUUCCCAAUUAAUGGUGCUAUUCUGAGAGACACAACUACUCCAGUUUAUGUUGGCGAACAACCAAGAGCUGAAAUUGGUGAAGCUCGUGGAUGGGAAAUACUUAAAAGUAUUGUCUAUGGAGGUUUAAUCGAAUUAAUCACAAGUCUGGGAAUUGUGUCAUCUGCAGUUGGCUCUGGUGCUGCCCCAUUAAAUAUCAUAGCGUUGGGAUUGGCAAAUCUGAUCGGUGGACUAUUUGUCAUUAGCCAUAAUGUGAAGGAUCUACAGCAAACGAGCACGCAAGAAGAUCGGUAUCAAGAACUACUAGGACGACGGGAAAACUUUAUACUUCAUGCAGUUGUGGCUAUUUUAUCAUUCCUGAUAUUUGGGUCUGUUCCUAUUUUGAUUUACGGCAUCUUGAUCCGUAACAAUUUUCAAAUUGAAUUUAAGCUUGCAGCAGUAGCAGCAACUUCUCUUGCAUGCAUCAUUCUCCUUGCUAUCGGAAAGGUUUACACCAAAAGACCGCCCAUAUCCUAUUCCAAGACUGUCUUCUACUACGUUGCUAUGUCACUUGCUGCCUCAGGGGUGUCUUAUAUAGCUGGUGGCCUGAUCAAGGACCUCCUAGAGAAGUUGAGCAACUCAGAGUCAGGUUUUGUCAUUGCUAUGUCCCUUUCAGGCAAAGGGACAAUGGAUGCAGCGUGGAGAUCUUACUAAUGAUGCAAGAGAAGAGAGAAGCUAUUAAAGGAGCCUUUUUUUUUUCUUUUGUUUUUUUUUUU
Messenger RNA from Prosopis cineraria, 3003 nucleotides. Its product is annotated as membrane protein of ER body-like protein. The coding region runs from base 119 to 2941 and encodes 940 amino acids. The transcript is spliced from 9 exons. Lineage: Eukaryota; Viridiplantae; Streptophyta; Magnoliopsida; Fabales; Fabaceae. The record is from RefSeq and is a predicted model, not a curated record.